AUGAAUGAUGACUCCUAAAUAGAAACAUAAUCGUUUUAAAUUAACCUAAACAAUUAUGGUAUAGAUUCUUACUUUGCAUAUGGUUUAUGGAGUAGAUAUACUCCUUUAGGUAGAAUAUCUCUUGUUGGAUCAUUAGGAGUAUUAGAUAGUAAUUGUUUUCAUCUUCAUAAUGCAAUUGAACAAGAAACCAAAGAGUUGAAUUUAAUUGUAUAUGAUUGUCUCAACUUUGAGACCUAAACAAUUGUAAGACGAAUUCAAUUCAUUACGAUAGAUGGGAAUUGGCAUUUUUUCGAAGUAAAAUUAGAUAAUUAAAAAUAUGAAUAUGUUUGGCAUUAUUUUGAAAUCACACAGUGGCCAUAACGAAAAAGAUUUGAAUAUUUAGUAAUUCAAUAUCCACAAACAAAACUGUAUAUAAUUAAGGAGGAUAUUUUAUUUCCUUAUAAAGAAAGUAAUUUAAUGUUAACUUUUGGAGGAGGAUUAUUAAUAUAAUCAGAAAUAAUUAUUUAAAUUUUAGAAGGGAGAUCAAAAUUUUCGUUUUUUCCUGGUAAGUUUUAUUUAUAUCCAUUAUCAACUGGUACUAUGUUUAUUUCAAGAAAUGCUGCAGUAAUUGCACUUAAUGUAUUUAUGCCAAAGUAAGCAUGUGCAUGUACAUUCAAUUAAUAAUUAAGUUUAGAAAAUAAAGAAUUAUCUAAAUUGGAAACAGUUAUAUUCCCUUCAUAAAAUCCUAAUUGUAAUUCAUUUUAUUUUUAAACUUGGAUUAAAAUAACAAAUAUACAUCAAUCUCAAGAGGAAUUUUUAUAUUAAAUGAUAAAAUUAUCUGCUAGUUUUGAAGAUUCCUAAUUGAGUAAUGCAAAUUUAGCUGCCUUUUAAAUGUUCUAUAAAUUUGGUUCAUAAAACAAUUAAAUAAUUUUUACUACUUAUAGUUAUACAUUUCCUCUUGUUUCAAUUAAUUUUUAAGACAAUCCAUAUUUGAUAAGAAAAGAGUUUAUUCUUUAAAAUGAUAUCAAACUUUGGCAUUUUGUUUAAGUAGUAUUACAGAAUAAUUAAAUUCAAACAACAAUCAUUUUUUAUUAAGAAAAUUAAAAUUAAGAAUAUAAAUUUUAAUAAACAGUAAAUUAAUUUCGUGUGGUAUAAUUUAAAUUAUAAUAUGGGAAUCUAUUAAAAUUAGAUUAAGAUUACAUAUCUACAAAGUUUUUAAAUGCAAUUUUUUAAAAUUGUGUUAGCUUUUUAUUUCUUCCUGGACUAUAUUGUUUUAAUGGAUGCUCAUAAUGUGAUGGUCCUACAAGUACAGAUUGUUUAUCAUGCUCUAUAAACUCAAAACGUUAGUAUAUAGCUGAGUAAAAGUCAUGUGUAUGUCCAUAUAAUACUGUUGACGAUUAUAAUUGUUAUGAUUAUUCUGGUUAUAAUUUUAUUCUUGUAAAAGAAGAGAUAAAAAAACAGAGAUGUCUUCAAGGAUAUUUUUAAUUUGAUGAUAAUUGUAUCAAAUGGUAAUCUAAAUAUUUAUACUAGUCCAUCAAUUAUAAGUGAUACAAGUAUUACAUGUUUAGAAUGUGUGUAUUAACCUGAUACUUGGGCAAGAAAUUCUUUUUGUAAAACAACUCUAUUUAUUGAUUAAUAAGGAACAGUGUCUAAGUUUUUAUAAACUACAUAAUAAUACUAUAUUUAUGAUGGUCAUGAUUUAUAAACACGAUAUUCUUCAGAUACAUCAAUAAUCGAUAAUGAUCUUAGUGAUGAACUUGAUUUAGCUGAAAUUGAAUUUAAGAGUUUUUGUUUUCAAACAUCAUCUAUGCUUUCUAUUGAGAGAAGUUAGAAAGAAUGUUAUAAUUGCUAAUUAUAAAAUUGUUUAAUUUGUUAAAUUACUGCUUCUAAAACAAUAUGCUUGUUUUGUGAUUAUUUCUCAUCACUUUAAGAUGGAUUAUGUAUAUAAUCAGGAAUUGUUGGAAAUAUCAUCAUCAAUAAAUGUUAAUCUCCAUAUUAUUAGACUUCAACUUAUUAAUGUUAGUUAUGUAAUAUUGAAAAUUGUCUGUAUUGUUUUGAAUAUUUAAGUAAUGAUUUAACUAAAUGUACUUUAUAUAAAGAUUUCUCAUAAUUUUAUAUUGAUGAGAACCAUAAAGUGGGUUGUGCUUUAUGUAUAGAUGAUUUUAUUUUUGAUUUUGUUUUAGGUAUCUGCAAACUAGUUAAACCUAAAAUAUAAAAUUGUCAAAGAUCUUUUAUUAAUUUAGAAGGUUAAGAAAUUUGUACAUUAUCUAAAAUUGAUGAUUUUAGUGUUGCUCCUGAAAUUAUAAAUUGUUAAAAAUAUAUACCAUUUUGUAAAUAAUGUUUAUAGUCAUCUUAAAAAUUAAUUAAAUGUAUAUUAUGUGAAGAUGGUUAUACAACUUCAAUAAUAACUGGAUUAUGUUAAAUCUGCACUAUUUAAUAUGCUAAAAUAUGUAUUGAAGGUGAUCGUUCUUAAAGAGAUGGAUGGGUUUAAUUAAUUUAAAGUUUUUUAAUGUAGUUUUUACCCAAUUAAUAUUUGUAUCCAAAACCAUAUACUCGACAAUAAAUUAUAACAUAACCUUUAAAAUGUGUAGAUGGCUAUCAAUCAGAUCUAAAUAAUAAUUGUAUUAAAUAUUGUGAUACUAAUUGUUUAUAAUGUUUAAUGACUGAUCAUACACCAUAUCAAUUUUAUUGUAAUAAAUGUCCAUUAAAUUAUUAUAAAUUACCAAUACGAUCUAUUUCGUAAAGUAAAUGUAUUUAAUGUCCUUAAUUAUGUUAAGUUUGUUAAUCCAGAACAGAUUAAGAAUUAAAAGUAUUACUAUUAAAUAAUUUUAGAAUAUAAAUCCUUAUUUCCGAAUUAGUGAUCAAACACUUCCUUAUACUUUUAAAUGUCUACAAAGAGCUCCUGAUCAUAAUAUUAUAAUUGAUCCUUAUACUUAUAUUGCUAAGUAUUGUGAAAAUUCUAUUUGCACUGAUAAUAUCUAAUAUCAAGUAAUUUCUUUAAAUUAAAUUAGGUUGAUAUAAAUUGUUAAAAUUUAUAAUAGACGUUAGGCCCUAACUUUGAAACUUUUUAUUAAAAAAAUAUAAACACUGAUUAUUGCAAUAAAUUAGGCAUCUAAAUGAUAAUUAUCUUUAUGAGAAUUUAAAUUGAACCUAAUUCUUAUUGCGUUUUACCAAACUUAAUCGAUAUCUAAAAUAAUCUUAAAGAAAUAAUUUUUACUCUACAGAAAAUUAAACUUUAUAUGACUAGCUAAAAUUAAUUUGGUUUAUACAAACCUAUUGGUAUAUUUAAUUUUGAUAUUGUUGAAAUUAAUCAAAUGGUUUUUGAAAUUAGAAAACUUUCAUAUUUAACACUAGAAAAUAAUUCUAGUCAAAUUGACUUAAUUAUCAAUAACUCAAUCAUAUUUGGAGAAUUAAAUGAUAUCCAACAAUAUUCUAUAAACAUAUAAUAACCUGGAAAUUUAAUAAUAGAAAAUCUUCAGAUUAUGACUUUAAAUCUUCACAAUUCUACUCUUUUAGAUUACAUAUCAAAAAGUUCAGAAAGUUUAAUUUCUAUUUAAAAUUUAGUUAUAUACAAUUCAACAUUUACAAAUAGUGUAUUAUUUUCAUUCUUUAAUUUAAAAUAACAAAUAUAGAUUUCUGAAAUAAAGUUUUAUUUUUGCAAAUUCUAUAAUUCCACAAUAUUUUCUUUUAAUUCAAACUCUAAAAAUUCAUCAUAAAUAUAUUUUCAAAAUCUAAACUUAGAUGAAAAUAUUUUUAUUAAUUCAAGCUUAAUUUUUCUAUAGAAUUAGAUUUCAAUAUACCUAGAUAAUGUUCAGAUUACAAAUAAUUAAUUUAAAGAUUCAAUUUUACUUAAUUUAAAUUAUAAUUUAGUUAUUAAAGAAAUAUGGUUAUAUUAAAAUAUAUUUAUUUUAUCAUUAUUUACUCGUAUUACUGAAGUUGAAGGCUAAUCUAAUACUAUAAUAAUUGAUGAGUUAUCUAUUAAUUAGAAUUAAUUUUAAACUUCAUCUAUUUUAGAAACAAAAUUGUACACUAAUAAUAGUUUAACCGAUUUGUAUCUUACUAAUCUUUAAAUUAAAGACAAUAAUUAAUUAUUUGAAUCAAAAGAAUAUAUGUUUAACAUAAAUUGUCUUUAAAUAUUAAUUUAAAACUGUGUAAUUACUAAUUCAAACAAUAUAAAUCAUUUUAAUUUACUGGAAAUAUAUUAUAUUACUAUUAAGAAUAUUAUAUACUAAAAUACAAAACAAAAGCGUAAAGUGCCUCUUUCUUUUGAAUGCUUAAAUAAUUAAUUAAAAAAUUCAUAAUUGUUAUAGAUUUCAGGGUUUUAUAAACUCUUUAUUGAAAAAAUUAGAAUUUGGAAUUUAUUUAGUAUAGAUUUUUCCUUUUUACAUAUUCUUUCAAAUAUAUUUUAUUCCCCUGAUGUCAGAGAAAUAAUUGAAAUCAAAGAUGCUGAAUUUUAAGGAAAUAUUUUGCUAAAACACAAUUUAGGAAUAUUAUUUUCAUAAAUAUUAAUAUAUUCUGAAAAAUUCUAAGAAAUUACAUUUGAAAACAUUCGUUUUUUGGAAGGUUUUUUUAAUGAAUAAAUUGACGAUCCAUCUUAAUCUUCAGCAGGACUUAUAUUUAUUAAUUCGUAAAAAAGUUCUGUAAUAAUAAAUAAUUUAAUUUGCUAAUCAAAUGCAAUAACUAACUCAUCAAAUUCUUAUAUAUUUAUAAAUGCUAAUUCUGUUUAAAUAAAAACUAUAAAAAUAAAUAAUCAUAACUUUUUGAAUUAAAUAAUUUGGAAUACAUUCUAUGAGAUUCCUAUAUUUAAUGAAAGAAAUCAAGAUGAUAUAAACCAAAUUAUAAAUUAAAUAUUUACCAUUUAAAAUAAAGGAGGAGUGAUGUCAAUAACUUCUUCAAAUAUUUAUAUUGCUGAAGGUUAAUUUUCAUAGAUAUCUUCUGAUAGUAAUUCACUUUUUGAUAUUAAAACAUAAGGAUUUGGAAUUGUUCAUUUAGAAUCAUUAGAUAUUAGUUAAGCUGAAGUUGAUCUGCUUUCAACAACUGAAACAUAAGGUUGUAUUGCUAUUUAUUCAAAAAACAGUAUGUUAAAUUUAUAAAUUAAGAAUGUCACCUUUUAGAAUAUUUUUAAUAGGUUAAGUUCUUCAAUUCUAUCAAUUACACCAUCUUAAAAAUUCAAUAAAAUAGAGAUUUUAAAUGUUAAAUUAAAAAAUUGUCUUUCAUUAAUUAAUCAAUUUAUGAAAAUUGAAUUUUCUUAAUAAAAAUAAGAAUAAAAUUUAGUAUUAAUCUAAGAUUUGUUGAUAUCUUAAUCUGAUAUUGAUUGGAUAGAAUAUUUCAAAAAAAUUGAUCCAAUCAGUUAAAGUGAAUUAGAUAAAGUUAAUAUUGAUAAUGCAAUAAUUAAUUUAAAUGGAUGCUAAAUUUUUAUUACAGGAUUAAUAAUACAUGGAACAUUUAUUUCUCCAAUUUUAAAAAUUACUGAUUCUCCAAAGAUUUAGAUUCAAGAUUUUAAACUAAAUUCUAUUAAGACUUUUUAUUCUUUUAAUAUUUUAUAGUUUACUUAGACUAAAACCUAAAAAACUAUUAUGCAUCUGGAAGCAAUCUUAAUGAAAAAUAUAACAUUAUUUAAAAAAAGUAAUGAUGAAACAAUAUCUUAGAAGAUUGUGUAGAAUAAAUAUUAUAUGGAUAAUUGCACUAUUAAAAGUACUCCAAUUAACUAAAAUUAGUCAUCUAAUUCCCUUUUUUUAAUUUUAAAAUAUUUGACAUAAAAUAUAUCAUCAUCUGGAUCUUUAAUAUUUUUAUAGAGUAUUUCUAUGGAAAAUAUUAUUAAUUUUAGAUCUUUUUCUAUUAUUGAAAAUAAUUAUUUAGGAAAUAUAAAAGGAUUAAUAUAUUUUGAAUUAGCAGGAUUUUAAACUUUGAAACUUGUAGAGAUUAAUUUUAUAGAAAAUUCAAUAAAUUAAUUUGGCUGUCUGAAUUUUAUUGCUAAUAAUAAUUUAGAAAAUAGAAUUAAAUUGAUAAAUUUAAAAUUUAUUCUUAAUAAUGGCACAUAUGGUGCAGCUAUUUUUGCUAAAAAAGUAGUAAUAGAUAUUUAUAAUAAUUAUUUCAUUGAAAAUAAUGCAAGAGAAUAAGGUGGUGCAAUCUAUAUGGAGAAUUGUAACAAUAAUUUUAUGAUUAUAAAUUCAUUUAUAUUAAAAAAUAAAGCAUAAUAAGGAGGAGGAAUAUAUUUUAAUGGAUAAAAUAAAAUCAAUAAAAAUAAUAUUAAAAAUACAUUGAUUAAAUUGAAUUUGGCUGAAAAAUUGGCUGAUAAUAUUUUUGAAUUGCCAAAUCAUUUAGCUUUAUCAAUAAAUUCAAAUAUAAUGCUUUCCUCUUAGCAAAUGACAGAAAAUUUGACGACAAAUAAUUUAAAAUUAAAUUCUUAUUAAAUUAUAGAAUAAGGUUAAUUAAUAACUACAAAAUAAUUAUAUUUACCAAGUAGUUAAUAAAUUAUUAACUAUAAAAUAUUUAAUCCAUAAAAUUAAGGAUAUAUUUAAUAUAUCUAUUAAUUUUCAUUAUUCUUUUAAAAUAGUAUUAAUGAAAAAGUAUCUAAUAUUAUCAACUUUACAUGUAAUUUGUAAAUUUUCACUUAGAAUGAAAAAAAUUAAUCAAUAUCAGAUCCGAAACCAAUUGAAGUUUUACCUUAUAAUUAAGAAACAAAUACAUUUGAUUUAGAAAAAUAUUCUUUUACAUUUGAUCCUUAUUUAAAUAAUGAUCAAAAUAUUUUAGUGUAAAUAAAUUGUUCAACAGAAUAAGCAUUAAAUACUAUUAGAUAUAUUCUUACAGCAAAAACAUUAAAAUGUUAAUUGGGAGAAUUUUAUAUAAACAAUGGUUGUUAAUUAUGUCAAUCAAAUUAAGGUUUUUAUUCAGUUACUUAUAAUUCUACAAAAUGUUCGAUAUUUGAUAAGACAAAGUUUUAGAAUAUAACUUCAAAUAAGAUUUAAUUGUUAGAAGGUUUUUGGAGACCAGACCUAUUGUCUGAUUAUAGUGAACUAUGCUUCAAAUAAUAAUAAUAUUGUUUAGGAGGAUGGGAAGUAGGAAAUGAUUUAUGUUUUAGAGGACAUGUAGGUGGUUUAUGUGAAGAAUGUGAUAAUUAUAAUAUUAGAGGAGAAGGAAAUUAUUAUAAAAAUUUAUAGAAAUACAAUUGUGAAUCAUGCUCUUAUAUUACAAAUAGUGUAUUAUCAUUUAUUAUAGCUUCUUUAUGGUAAUAAUUCUAAAAAUAAAUAGGGCUAUUCUAUAAAUUCUUUUGACAUUAAAAAGUAUAGAUAGAUCAAAUCAUUUAUUUUAAUCAUUGAAAUUAAGAGCUAAAUAUAGUAAAAUUCUAUUUAAACUUAAUUAAGGUAUAAUUUUAAAAUAAAUUUAUAGAUCAUCAAAGUAUAUUAAUAAAGAUGUUUGUAAAUUUCCUUUGGAUAUUUUCUGUAAUUUUUUCUUUUAAUAUUUAAUUUUCUUUUUCUUUUGGGUUUGUAGAUUAAGCUAGUAACCCAUCUAAUUUUAUGGCAACAAGCUUAGAUUGUUAUUUAUUAGAAUUUUAAUAUAUAUAACUAAGUUACUCUAGAAUAAUAGCAAUGUUGGUACUUAUAAUACUUUAGAUGAUUACAAUAUUUUUAGGAUUCAGAAUUCUAUGUUUUAUUACAAACACUAAAUUUAAUAAUAGUGUUAUUUCAAAUACAGCGCUUUAUCUUUAUGUAUCUAAUUUUGCAGCAUUAAUUAAAUAGUAAAAAAUAUAAAAUAAAAUUUAAUUAGAUUUUCUUCAUUGUUGGCAAGAAGAUCAAUUUCAAAUAUUGAUUAUGUUUAAGGCAAUGUAUCUCUAAUGUUUGAUACUGAAUCCCAUUAAAAAUGGAUUUUUAGUUUUAUAUUACCAGGUUUAGGAUUUAUUGGUUGUUUUAUUCCUAUGUUUUUAUUUUCUUUAAUGUUUGUUAUGAGAAGAAAACUUGAUUUAAUUAAAUUUAGAAGACACAUCUGUUAUAUGUUUAAUGAAUAUGAUGAGCAUUGUUAUUUUUGGGAAUAUAUAAAAAUAUGGAAGAAGACAAUUCUUAUUAUUAUUCUUACUUACUUUGAAACUAAUAUAUUAUUAAAAGCAUCAUUAUUAGGAUUAAGUUUAUUAGUAUAUUAAUUAUUGACUGUAAAAGCCAAACCUUAUGUGAAUUAAAAACUCAAUUCUCUUGAUCUUGAAACUGGAUAAAUUUGCUCUAUUUCAAUAUUCUUAGCAGCAACAAAAUAUGUAUGCGAAUAAUAAUCUAAUUUAACUUAUUCUUAUCUUCUCUAAACUUUUAUUAUACUUUUAUGUAUCAAACUAUGUUAUCCAUUUAUCUAUGAAAUUUUUAGAGUCUACUAAAAAAAAUACAAGAAUAAUGUAUUAAGUCUUGUAUUACAAACUAUUAAAUUUUGUAAUAAUAGAUCAAAAUGGGUUUUAUAUUUGAAUAAAAAGUUAAAUGAUUCAAAAGAGAGAGAACAAUAGUUAAAGGCAAACUUUAAAAAAUUGAAAUAAUAUUUAUUUUCUAUUUCCAAAAUUUAAAGUGACAAUUAAAAGUAUUAAUAUCUUUAUAUUUAAGAUUACAUAUAUCUUUAUAAUAGCCAAAAUCAACAUUUAGAAUCUUAACUUCUAGAGAGAAUGAAAAUAUUAAAUUCAUGAAAACUGAUUAAGAAUGA
Molecule: messenger RNA, 8652 nt
Organism: Paramecium sonneborni
Lineage: Eukaryota; Ciliophora; Oligohymenophorea; Peniculida; Parameciidae
Source: the annotation of a GenBank genome assembly